This is a messenger RNA of Necator americanus (New World hookworm), 1602 nucleotides long. RefSeq lists its product as uncharacterized. The record is from RefSeq and is a predicted model, not a curated record. Lineage: Eukaryota; Metazoa; Nematoda; Chromadorea; Rhabditida; Ancylostomatidae. The coding region runs from base 1 to 1602 and encodes 533 amino acids. The transcript has 14 exons.
AUGAGCUUCGUAAAUUCCUGUUGUCAUUUGUCACUUGGUAGACGUUGGCCUUCACAACGAGAAAAAAGUGCUGAUAUGACGCCAGGUCCGCUUGCUGCCGAUAAGCGCCUGCUCGCAAAACGAACCGUACGAAAAAUAGCGAAGAAAGUCCGUUCAUCAAGGAAGCCGCAAUCUGCGAGACGUUGUAUUGAAGAAGUGUGGCAUAUUCUGGAGAAUCCUAAUUCUGACGAUGUGUCGAAGAUGUGCUCCAGACAACUUCUGCUUCUUCGUGUACAGUUAAAAGAUAAAGUACGAGGUUACUUCAAUGGUGAGUGCUCUUUUGAAGACUUGGUGCAGCAUACUGGACUAACGAGAGAAGCAGUCAUGGUUACUCUGGGGAAGCACAAUGCGUUCCACCGCGAUACAGAUGACCGAGUAAACGAUGAUAAACUUGGACAAGGCGUGACUUCUGUAGAGAUUACUGAUGAUGGUCGAAAAGAAUGCAAUGCUACAUUUGUCGUACCGAAGCUUGACAUAUCGGACGUCCGCAAAGAUGCACCAAGUUCGGAUGACGACGAUACAUCGAAAAGUGAAGUUGUCGUCGAGGAAGUUAACCAUCACCCCGAACCCACCACUCCUUUACGGAGCUUGCUUCAAGAACCAACUAUUCAUUCAAACCAAAGUCCUCGCGAGGUUACCGAUAGUUCUGCAGAAAUAAGUGAUUUAGCGAAGCGAUUGGGGGCUCGACUGUUUCAAGACACUUCCAUGUUCGAACAGCUGCGGAAAGUUAAACGCGAGAAGUCGUUUGUUGAGCAGCUGCGUGAAAUAGUUGCUUCUUCCACAAUCACGGAAUCGUCUGCUAAGCAACUCCAAUUCAUUCCUUCCACUCCAAUUGCAAAACGUCCAAUUCCGAUCACGAUUGAGUGCAGAGAAAUCGAUGUCCAAACAUCAAUUCGAAUUGGCGAACUCCCUGCAAUUACGAAAGAAAUGCGUGAUACUGCCACGGACGUGCCAUCACUUGACUAUCUAUCAAUGUCGGAACUAGGUGGUUUGCGACAACUUCCAGAUAAUUUUAUUAUACAAGAGGACAUCUCAUCUUCGGCAAUUAGUUCUGAUCAAAGUGCUGGUCAAGUCCCUGGAAGUAUGGUUGGUCGAAUUCGUACUACAAUUGCUGUAAAUCGCGAUGGAAGUGUCCAGUUUACUCCAGCAAAAGCUGUGACAGUAUCAGAGUUGAAUGAGGACUCAUUUCCGAGAAAGUGUGUUGAUCGAGAGUUCACACAGUUUCCAGCACAUCCCCCACAGAGUUCUUUCAAUGCAAGUGCUAGUCCACGCACUCCUCGCAUCUCCGAGUCACCGUGGCGACCAUCAUCGCGACGCCUUCACCUUGAAGAGGUCGACAUCUCCACAAGUCAUGAAUCUAACUCCAUAGAGGUGGUCUCUGUGGCAUCUGCUCAUACCCCAGCAGCACAGCCAGAAACUAAGUCGAGCCAGUUAAGGAAGGUGCAAGAAAUGGUCGUACACGAUUUAUCACUGGUGGAUGUGUCCUCAAAGGGCAGUUCCGAUUUGAGCCACCAAGAUGAGGAACACACAUACAAUCAAGUUUCUCAAAUUGUUAGCGAAUAG